CAGUAAGGAAGAACGCCCAUUCUCUGUCAGUGUUACCAUCACCACCGCUGCCGCCACCACUAUUAGCAGUAAGGAAGAACGCCCAUUCUCUGUCAGUGUUACCAUCACCACCGCUGCCGCCACCACUAUUAGCAGUAAGGAAGAACGCCCAUUCUCUGUCAGUGUUACCAUCACCACCGCUGCCGCCACCACUAUUAGCAGUAAGGAAGAACGCCCAUUCUCUGUCCGUGUUACCAUCACCACCGCUGCCCCCACCAUUAUUAGCAGUAAGGAAGAACGCCCAUUCUCUGUCAGUGUUACCAUCACCACCACUGCCGCCACCACUAUUAGCAGUUAG
Pelobates cultripes (western spadefoot toad) is the source of this 337-nucleotide messenger RNA. The record is from the annotation of a GenBank genome assembly. Lineage: Eukaryota; Metazoa; Chordata; Amphibia; Anura; Pelobatidae.